Molecule: messenger RNA, 2326 nt
Organism: Cucumis sativus (cucumber)
Lineage: Eukaryota; Viridiplantae; Streptophyta; Magnoliopsida; Cucurbitales; Cucurbitaceae
Product: cytochrome P450 704C1
Exons: 9
Coding region: 642-2003 (453 amino acids)
Molecular function (GO): heme binding; iron ion binding; monooxygenase activity
Source: RefSeq, a predicted model, not a curated record
UCCUUUUGCUAACUUCGCGCUCUCUUGCGUUCGAUUGAGCGAAUAAUUUCUCCUCCCAUUCUUCUUCUACUUUAAUGCUCUUCGUCUGGUGAUUCUUCCUACUCAUUAUCUCCGUCGUAUCCAUCAUCGGUUUUGGCUAAGCAUAAGGACGAAGUAGGAAAAUGACCAUGCCGGAGAAUAUAUAUUUGAGGUUCUUUUGUAGCUUUUCUCUUCAUGAAUCUCGGCGGUCCAGGCUUCAUCACUACUGGUAAUGGAUGAUAUCCAAGCAGCUCAAACAAUUCAGGACGAUCUAACAUUAACUCAAUGGGGAAUCAUAAUUUGACUGUAUCAUGGAAUGUGGUUGGUGUAGAGAUUUCAGUUAUUGAUGUGACUUCCAGGGGAAUUGGAGAGGUGAAAUACAUUUCUCAUUUAAAUUGGAAUCCCAGAUGGCGUUUGCUACCUGACUUUGCGCCUAACUAUUGAUUAUUACGAUCUGGAUCACGACCUCCUCUUCUUUGCUUGUGCAACUUCAUCAAAAGAGCUUGAUUGUGGAUGAUUGCAGCUUUCAGAUUCUAACUCGAAAACUGAGAAAGAAGAAGUAUCAUCCAAUUGCAGGCACUGUAUUUCACCAGCUCCUCAAUUUUCACCGAUUACAUGACUACAUGACUGACCUUGCUCGAAAGCAUAAAACAUACAAGCUUCUUGGGCCCUUCAGGGAUGAGGUUUAUACUUCUGACCCACCAAAUGUUGAGUAUAUGCUCAGAACCAACUUCGAGAAUUUUGGCAAGGGAUCACAUAACUACAGAAUUCUCAGAGAUCUUCUUGGCGAUGGAAUUUUCACAGUUGAUGGAGAGAAGUGGCGUGAGCAGAGAAAGAUUUCAAGCUAUGAGUUCUCUACAAAAGUUCUGAGGGAUUACAGCACUGUCAUCUUCCGGAAAACUGCAGUUAAACUCGCUAACAUCGUGUCCGAAGCUGCUAUUUCGAAUCGAGUAAUUGAUAUUCAAGAUCUAUUUAUGAAAUCAACUCUAGAUUCAAUAUUUCAUGUUUCAUUUGGAAUUGAUCUAGAGAGCUUGCAUGGAUCAAAUGAAGAAAUUAGCAAGUUUUGCUCUGCUUUUGAAGCAUCAAGUACAAAUACACUCUGGCGAUACGUCGAUGUAUCCUGGCCAAUCAAGAAGGCUCUCAAUAUUGGCUCAGAAGCUGUCUUAAAAGAAAACAUGAAAAUUGUUGAUGAGUACAUUUAUAAGCUCAUUCAUAGUGCACUUGAACAGAGACAAAAGUUAGGCGACAACGCUUUGGUAGAUGAAUUUAUGAGAAGAGAAAACAUAGUGUCGAGGUUUCUGCAAGCGGAAACGACCGAUCCAAAGUAUCUAAGAGAUAUUAUUCUUAAUUUUGUUAUAGCUGGAAAGGACACAACAGCAGUUACUCUUGCUUGGUUCAUUUGCAUGCUUUGCAAGCAUCCUUCAGUGCAGGAAAGGGUUGCUAGAGAGAUCGAAGAAGUGACAAAUGUUGGAGAUGUAACCGAUUUUUCCGAAUUUGCUGCAAGAUUGACCGAAGAAGCACUAGAGAAGAUGCAAUUUCUCAUUGCAACUAUUAAUGAAACUCUUAGACUCUAUCCUGCCGUCCCAGUGGAUGCAAAGAUUUGCUUUUCGGACGAUACACUGCCGGAUGGAUUCAGUGUGAGGAAAGGAGAUAUGGUGUCGUACCAGCCAUAUGCAAUGGGUAGGAUGAAAUUCAUAUGGGGUGACGAUGCCGAGGAAUUCCUACCAGAGAGAUGGCUUGAUGGAGAUGGAAAGUUCCAGCCUCAGAGCCCUUUCAAAUUUACAGCCUUUCAGGCGGGGCCUCGCAUUUGUUUAGGAAAAGAGUUUGCUUACAGGCAGAUAAAAAUCUUCUCAGCUCUAUUAUUGAUGUUUUUUAAGUUCAAAAUGAGUGAUGAGAAGAAAAUUGUGGAGUAUCAACCAAUGAUCAAUCUUCUCAUCAAAGGAGGCCUUCAAGUUUGUGCCAUUCCUAGGCGUCCUCUUACUUAACUGCCUCAAUUCACUCCAAAAUAAUAACUCGUGUUUUCUCACUAAUAUCAACAAGGAUGAAUAGAUUGAUAUAUCGUUAAAGUUCAAAAGGACUUUUUAGAUAUUAAAAAAAAGAACAAACUAUUUAUUCGUUAUAGCAAAAUUUUCUAACUUUCAUAUAGAAUAGAUGCAUAUAUCUAUUAAUAUCUAUAAUUGAUAUAUAUUAAUAGAAGUUUAUUAAUGUGUAAUAGGUUUUUUUUUCAAUAAUAUCUUAAUCUUCGAUGAAUAUUAGAGGUUAAUGCUCAUAUUUAAUUGAAAUCGAAAUGCAUCUCUGUUUAAAGGUA